Messenger RNA from Chenopodium quinoa (quinoa), 723 nucleotides. RefSeq lists its product as uncharacterized. The transcript is spliced from 2 exons. The coding region runs from base 1 to 723 and encodes 240 amino acids. The record is from RefSeq and is a predicted model, not a curated record. NCBI's taxonomy places the organism in Eukaryota, Viridiplantae, Streptophyta, Magnoliopsida, Caryophyllales, Amaranthaceae.
AUGGCGGCCAAUGCAAUUAUCAUCCACGGACGAAUUAGUGUGAAGAAAGGAGGAAAAUUUGAUGUUGAUCCUCUAACUCUUUUGACUAUUUCUGUGCAGGCAUUGACAAGCAAGUUCGAUAAGCUCCAAACUGGAUCCUCUUCUGGUUCACGUGAAACUUGUCAAAUGUGUAAUGUACAAGAGCAACCACCAAAGGGGCAUAUAAAUGUCGUGACUUUGAGGAGUGGAAAGAAGUUGAAAGAUUCCCCUGUAAAGGAGCCAUCAAAGGAGGUUGUUAAAGAGGUAGUCAUAAAUGAGAAGGUGGUUGAUAGUAGCGUGAUUGAGGAAGAGCCAAAGGCAUCAACUCCACCACCACUUGCUCCAUAUGUGCCACAAGUUCCUUUCCCGCAAAGGUUGGCUCAAGCUAAGUUAGAAAAAAAGUAUGGAAAAUUUCUCGAUAAUCUGAAAAAGCUUCACAUCAACAUUCCAUUCUUAGAUGCAAUAUCCGAGAUGCCAUCUUAUGAAAUUUUUUUAAAGGAUAUGCUCUCUAACAUGAAGAAGCUAGACGAGAAUGCUACGGUUGCGUUGACUGCAGAGUGUAGUGCGAUUUUUCAAAACACAAUUCCUAAGAAAUUGGGCGAUUCAGGUAGCUACUCAAUUCUGGUGAAGCUUGGGGAUAUAGAGAUCAACAAGGAAUUAUAUGAUCUUGGGGCAAGUGUGAGUCUCAUGUCGCUCACUAUUUAG